Molecule: messenger RNA, 1953 nt
Organism: Pocillopora verrucosa
Lineage: Eukaryota; Metazoa; Cnidaria; Anthozoa; Scleractinia; Pocilloporidae
Product: carbohydrate sulfotransferase 1-like
Biological process (GO): N-acetylglucosamine metabolic process; sulfur compound metabolic process
Molecular function (GO): N-acetylglucosamine 6-O-sulfotransferase activity
Source: RefSeq, a predicted model, not a curated record
CGCUAUCAUUAAAGCCGUUGUGAGAUGUUUUCCCAAGCCAUAAAGCGGUUGUGUUCUAGGAUGAUUAACAAGCUCAUUUUUUCAAGGUGUCGAGGUACCGUGCUGUUCUCUGCGUUGAUUACUUGUUCUGUCAUGGCUACUUUGUUGUACACCGUGAGAUCUUUAAUACAACCUCGUGAAAGUAUUUCUGCUAAAACAGCACUAAAAUACCAAACCGAGAAGUCAGAUUUAAAGCUAAAACCCGCAGAGAAGAGGUCGUCCCUUUCUCUGAGAGUCUCUACUGAAGAUAAUAAAAGAUGGAAUGUGAUCAUUUUGACUCACAUGAGUUCAGGGUCGACGCUUACCGGCAACUUAUUUAAUCUUCACCCUGACGUGUUUUAUCUUUAUGAACCCCUUCAUAACCUGCGAAGAAAGGUUUACAAGGACGAGUGGAAUCCUUUCGAUGACGAAACAAAUCGAGCGUACACCAAAGAUUUUUUUGAUUUAUUUCGUGACUGUUUAGGAUGUGGAUUCUUGAAGAAUAAUACACUGUACAGAUCCAUUCCUCCAUUCGCUAGGGGGAAAAAACACUUCACUUAUUGGCGAUAUUCUACACCGGAAUUUACCAAGGAAGCCGUGAGAGAUGCUUGUAGAGGUAAGAAAAUCACUGUAGCGAAAGUCAUGCAAACACGACUUCCCAGAGAAAUCGGAAUAAAGGAGCUUGAACGAGUGUGCCGCGCUGAUCCACAACAGUUUGAUUGUUUAAUCAUUCACUUGGUAAGGGAUCCUCGUGCUGUUAUUUCCUCACUAUUGAGACGCAAGUUUUUUGCGCAAGGACCUGAAAAGACGCUAUUUUACUCAAAAAAUUUAACAUCCGAAGGAUUGAGUCUGCUAAAGCGUAAUGUGCAGCUGCUGUGCUCUCAAGUUACCAACAAUUUAAACUAUGUCAGAGAUAACUGGGCGACGUGGUUUCAAGGUCGUUACAAACUUGUGCGUUACGAAGACAUCGCAGGCAGUGCUAUGAAUGCUGCGAGAGUGAUGUAUGACUUUGUUGGUCUACCAAUGACGAAUUCCAUUUAUCAGUGGAUUGCUGAAGGCAGAAUACCUACGGAGAUAGAAUUCAAAAUUAAGGCCUUUAUGAUAUCAGAGGAUAACGAAAACCGUAUCAGUUACUGGAGGCUCGUCCGAGAUCCCUCACUCGUUUCUCUGGUCGAGGAGGCCUGUGCACCAUUGAUGAAAGAGAUGGGGUACAUUUUUAUCAAUGGUUCUGAAGACCAUCAGCAUGAUCUGAACGUAACACUGAUAUCUAAAGAAAUACCAAUUUUAAAAGAUCUUCGAUAAAGCAUCAAUAAGGAAACUGUCAUUAUUUGUCACGCCUAAUCUAACCCCCUUCUUCCCCUCCUCCCCCUCCCUGGCAGUCAAUUUUCUAUAGUACCCAGUACCCGCUUUUACUCAGUUAGCGGUGAGUGAACUCCCCUCAAUUCCCCUGGAAGCCAUGUGAUCCCUGAAAAAAUCCCCAGCCCCCCCUCUCCUUCGGCGAAAAAUAAUGACAGGUCCCUAAAAAAGAAAGGAAAUGUUACCGCUGUUUAGAAUUUUCUUAUCAUCCAAGAGCUACCUAGAAACAACUCCCGUCAAAUAUAAAAUUAAAAGGUUUCUCGGAGUUUUUUUAAUUUUAAUUUUUUAUUAACUUCAGAGAUGCCAACACGGAGACUGGAAAUAGUUACUUUAGCGAGUUGCUGGGAUGUACCAAUGAUCAGAAACUCAGUCUUGUCGUCGUUCAGUUUCAAUUUUUAUUUUGUAUUAACUUCAGAGAUGCGUAUUUACUAACUUCAUUCACUCCUUUGAGCCAUUUAGAUUGUGUAAGUAGGGUGCCUUUGAGAGAUCACUGUGUAAUUUCUCUUCAUAAUGCCAAUACAUUGUUAAGCAUUAAAAAGAUGAGCAAAAGGAAAAUAUCAAUGAGGGGUUUAACUGCAA